AUGUCUCCUCCACACGACGACCAUCCCCCCUCUCUCGUCCCGCUCACCACCCUCGAGUCCACCCUCUACCGCAACCUCUACCCCUACGACUUGUCUCUCGACGACAAUUCCUAUUUCUUUCCAUCCAUGCCCGAGCCCCUACCGCCCGACGUCCCCUUAUCCCUCCCCGCGUCUGAUCCCAACCCAGAGUCCUCUGACGAUCCCCCCGCAUUAUCUCCCGAGGCUCAACCCCAGCCAGAGGAACCCUCGUCCUAUCCGUGUCAGUGGAUCGAAUGCGACCGUAUUUUUUCUGAUCCCGAGGCUUUGUACAACCAUUUGUGCAACGACCAUAUCGGUCGCAAAAGCACCGGCAAUCUCUGUCUGACUUGCAAGUGGAAGGAGUGCGGCACCACCUGUGCAAAGCGUGACCACAUUACCAGUCAUCUCCGAGUCCAUACACCUCUGAAACCUCAUGUGUGCACAAUUUGCAAGAAACCCUUCAAACGUCCUCAGGACCUCAAGAAACACGAGAAGAUCCACACCGAGGAGCAUCACGCCCAGCACAAGCACUCCAAAGCGAUCACUGUUGUCGACAACACGUAUUCGUCUCGCGUCCUCGGUGAGCCUUCCGAGGAGAAACCUAAAGCGGUUCCUUCCCCGGCAAACUCACGCGGAUCAGACAAUGCUCCUGUCGCGCGAGCCAAGUCCGGUUCCGUAUCCGUUUCCGAGCGUUCUUCUGACUUCGCUGUGUUGCCCACGCCCUCUCCAGAAAUUGAGCAUGCUCCAGUUCACUACCGCCAGACCGAAAUCCCAGACUCCAAACGCCACCUCUAUCACAUGCCGAACACGCUCCCAACGUGGGAAGUCCUCGCAACUGAUGGCACCACAGCCCGAGCCAGCGGUGGUGCGAAACGAAGCCACGGCGACUAUAUGGAUGACUUCUUCACGGACGUUAAGAAGCGCCGUGUCAAUCCAGCCUACGACCCUCGUAUGGCAGACCGUCUGAAUACGCUCGCAUACCAGCAUGCCGUGAGCGCGAACGCUCAGGGUUCUCACAGCGGCUCCCUGCCGCCCGGCAGUUCCAUGUUUAAUCCCCGUUCUGUCUCCUUCGAUAUCCGUAGCCCUGAAGAACUCGCCGCUGUCAACGACUUUCUAAUCACUCUUGGGCGGGACGUUGCCAACGGCGGCAGCGCGCAGCGGCAGCAAACCGUGCAGCAUCCAUUGUCGCAGCAGCAACACGCACCAUUGCCAUCGUUGUCACAUGCUACGGGAUCCUCAGGCGUCUCUUCGACCGCUCAGUCAUACUUCGAUGCAGCGAGCCUCAGCCAAAUGGGUCUUGCUGGUAUGCCUGGCAUUCCUGCUGCACCCGGUCCGGGGUCUGGUGCCGAGUAUCACGGCGAGUCUGGAUACUACUCUGUGGACUUCUCAGCACAAAAUCUUCCGCCUGCGUACCCUAGUAGGGCGUCCCACCAGUCCGUGCAGUCCGUGCAAUACGAGACGUAUCCGAAUGCCCAGGAUUCCUCUCUAUAUCCUGCUAUACAGCCUUCGGGCCCGAGAAUACGCGGACAGCGCAUGUCAUCUGGGUCGGACGAUUGCUACGUCGGUACUUCCGCCGCAUACAGUGCUCCCAUCGAACCUCAGGCGGUUCCCCACCCGAAUGCAUAUGCGCACUACAUAACGCCGCCGCUUGAGGGUGGAGUACAUCCCGGGGCGUCGCCGCUCUCAUCACAUUCGUCGACGUCCACUCCCCCGAACGCGACGCCCCCGAAUGCACACUUGAGUCUUCCGAUGUUCUCUAUCGCUCCCGAGACCGCUGCGAUGUUCGACUACCUGCGUCCCAACCGCCCAUCACCCCCCGUAGUGCAACUCGGGCCGGUGGACUACGUGGGGAAGAGCAUGCGCACAGUGCUCCCACUGAGGAGCGUGCCAGGCAGUGUCGUUGCCAGUCGACCAGAACCUGUCGAGCCCAAGCUAUGCACAGGAAGCGUGCACAGAGGCCCGCCCGCAAAGCUCACCGCAGAAGCGGUGUCUUCCCUCUCUUCGCCCGCCUCGCUCGCGCUCCGCCGAUCUUCCUCAUCGUCCACGUCCUCGCGCCCAUCCACGUCAGCGUCUUCCUCCUCGACAUCACGCACGGACUGUCCGCUCUACCCGUUCAUCACCUCUGGUGACGUCCGGUACAAGCUCCCGCCGCUCAGCUUGCGUUACCGCUCCCCCUCCCCGCCGCUCUCCUCCCCGUCCAUCCCCUCUCGAGCGUCCACGCUCUCCCCGACCCCGCACCAUCCUGUCUCGCACGCGCGCUCUCGCGACGACUCCGCGACGCCCACGCCCAGCUCGAGCGCGAGUUCAUGUUCGACCCCGCUGCGCUCGCCGUCGCCCACACGCGCCCCGCCGAUCCUGCCGAGCAUACGUGCGAUCACGUCAGGCGCGCAGCCCGCGUCGGAGCAGCUCUCGCGCGCGGUUGGGCGCAUCGAGCUCGCGCGCGACAGCCGUAGCAUUUCACCCGCGCAGCGCGAGGCGCACGCGCGGCUCCUGCGCGACCUGCUCGUGUCGAUCAACGUCGAAUACCAGCGCAAGUUCGGGACGCCCAAGGUGCGCCCGAAAGUGCUCGAGGAGGUGCGGGAUGUCGACAUGGCGGUCGCAUAG
This is a messenger RNA of Sparassis crispa, 2622 nucleotides long. Its product is annotated as pH-response transcription factor pacC/RIM101. NCBI's taxonomy places the organism in Eukaryota, Fungi, Basidiomycota, Agaricomycetes, Polyporales, Sparassidaceae. The transcript is spliced from 4 exons. Gene Ontology annotation, cellular component: nucleus. Gene Ontology annotation, biological process: positive regulation of transcription by RNA polymerase II. Bases 1 to 2622 code for a protein of 873 amino acids. The record is from RefSeq and is a predicted model, not a curated record.